AUGUUCUGUGAACAUAAAGGGAAUCUCCCAGAAUUACUUAAUAUGGUAAACAUCAAAAAUAUUCAAGGCUCUUUCUUCAAAAUAUCAAACUGAUUUUUGUUAAUUCUAAUUACAUAGUCCAAUUGCUAUUCAAUUCUAAGAUUAAGUAUGUUUUGAAGAAUAAGAAGAGUAUUUCAAAUUGUAUUAAGUCUAAUUAUUUAGUUAUUAUACAUACCCAUAUCUGAAAGAUAAUCAAAAACACCUUACUGAAUAUUAUAGAUAUCAUAGAGAUAUCCCACGCAUUUUCAUUAAGAAUAUCACUUCUUAAUUAGAAGUUUAUCAUGAAAAAUAAAGAGAAAUCAGAUAUAAGAAAAUAAAGAAAUAAUUAGGAAUGUAAGUCAAAGAUACAACAAGAGAUGAUAUGAUUUAACCAUUUAAGGCUCUUAAAGGUCUUAGUGAGUUAUAGACUUCAAGACAAUUGUAGUAAUUGUUAAAAUAAAUCAAACCACUUCAUUAUGAUAAAAGCGGAAUUGCAACUUUGAUUUAAUAAUAAAAGUAAUAGAUGUUACAAUCCCCAAAUUUAAAAGGAUUAUUAAAAAUGGAUAACAUUAAAACUACUACUACUUUGAUGACAACCAAAAGAACUCAUCAUACUUAUCAUACUCUAUAAGAUAUAAAGAAGAAAAGUCAUAAAAAAUAACUUACUUUAUGCACUGAUUACUCUCCUGAUGAAAGGAAUGAUUUUUAUAAGAGAUGGUCUGAUGUUUUAAGUCAUAGAUAAUUAUAAUAUCAUAAAAAUAAAAUAAAAUGCACUCUUCUUAACAAAAAGAAAUCACUUAAAUGA
Molecule: messenger RNA, 823 nt
Organism: Paramecium primaurelia
Lineage: Eukaryota; Ciliophora; Oligohymenophorea; Peniculida; Parameciidae
Source: the annotation of a GenBank genome assembly